Molecule: messenger RNA, 3125 nt
Organism: Vigna angularis (adzuki bean)
Lineage: Eukaryota; Viridiplantae; Streptophyta; Magnoliopsida; Fabales; Fabaceae
Product: kinesin-like protein KIN-7B
Exons: 15
Coding region: 208-3051 (947 amino acids)
Biological process (GO): microtubule-based movement
Molecular function (GO): microtubule binding; ATP binding; microtubule motor activity
Source: RefSeq, a predicted model, not a curated record
AUAGAAGUAGCCGUUACUAUACCUCAUACUAUCUCUGGAACAUUGAAUUUCAGAGCGUUUUUUUCUCUUUCCAAAAGUAAAUCUCAAUAGAUUCCGUAGUUUGAUUUUGGAACUCCAUACUACGUCGUUCACUAUUUCCACCGCCGAGUUCAUCAUUUCCGGUCACCGUGCAUUCUUUCUUCACUUGCAGAAAUUAAACGGAGUACGAUGACGGGAACACCGGCGGCGGUGGCAACGCCGCUGUCUAAGAUGCAGAGAAAUCUGUCAGGCACGCCUGGUGGGUCCAAAGUUCGGGAGGAGAAAAUCCGAGUCACGGUUCGGAUGAGGCCACUGAAUAGAAAGGAACAAGCCAUGUAUGAUCUUAUUGCUUGGGACUGUUUGGAUGAGCAUACUCUUGUGUUCAAGAAUCCAAACCAAGAGAGGCCUGCAACACCAUACACCUUCGAUAAAGUUUUUGCACCUGCGUGCUCAACUCAGAAAGUUUAUGAAGAAGGGGCUAAAGAUGUUGCUUUAUCAGCACUUUCUGGAAUCAAUGCAACCAUUUUUGCCUACGGGCAGACUAGCAGCGGUAAGACAUUCACGAUGAGAGGCGUCACUGAAAGUGCUAUUAAGGACAUCUACGAGUACAUUAAGAAUACACCAGAAAGGCAUUUUAUCUUGAGAAUCUCUGCCUUGGAAAUCUAUAAUGAGACUGUCAUAGACCUUCUAAAACGUGAAUCUGGUCCUCUUCGGCUCUUGGAUGAUCCUGAGAAAGGGACUAUUGUGGAAAAGCUGAAUGAAGAAGUAGCUAAGGAUGGUCAACAUCUAAGGCAUUUAAUUGGCAUCUGUGAAGCGCAAAGGCAAGUUGGGGAAACUACUUUAAAUGAUAAAAGCUCAAGAUCACAUCAAAUAAUCAGGCUGACUGUAGAGAGCAGCCUUCGCGAAAGCUCAGGUCACGUAAAGUCUUACAUAGCCAGUUUGAAUUUUGUGGAUCUUGCUGGAAGUGAACGCAUCUCUCAAACAAAUACAUGUGGAGCAAGAAUGAAGGAAGGGAGCCAUAUCAACAGAAGUUUGUUGACACUUGCAUCAGUCAUCAGGAAGCUCAGUGGUGGAAAACGUGGUCACAUACCGUAUCGAGACUCAAAAUUGACACGAAUUUUGCAGUCUUCAUUAGGAGGGAAUGCUCGAACAGCGAUUAUAUGUACCAUAAGUCCUUCCUUAAGUCACGUGGAGCAAACAAGAAAUACACUAGCAUUUGCUAACAGUGCAAAGGAAGUCAUUAAUACUGCCCGAGUGAAUAUGGUUGUUUCAGAUAAGACACUAGUUAGACAAUUGCAAAAAGAAAUUGCCAGGCUUGAAGGGGAGUUACGAAGUCCUGACCUUUCUUCAAAUUCAUGUCUAAGGUCAUUGCUAGUUGAAAAGGAAUUGAAAAUUCAGCAGAUGGAGAGGGAUAUGGAAAACCUGAGGCGACAGAGAGACCUUGUACAAUCUCAACUUGAACUGGAAAGAAGAGCGAAUAAAGUUCCGAAGGGAUCAAACGAUUGUGGACCCUCUAGUCAAGUUGUCAGAUGUCUUUCUUUUCCCGAAGAGAAAGAUUCUGCCAAUAGUAAAUGUACUACAGAAAGAAGAGAGGCAGUAGGCAGGCAGGCGAUGCUGAAGAGUUUAUUGGCUUCUCCUGAUCCAUCCAUACUGGUCGGUGAGAUUCGAAAGCUUGAGAAUCGACAGCUGCAGCUCUGUGAGGAUGCAAAUCGAGCCCUUGAAGUUCUGCACAAGGACUUUGCAACUCACAAACUUGGGGAUAAAGAAACUGCUGAAACCAUGUCGAAAGUAUUAUCUGAAAUAAAAGACUUGGUAGCUGCCAGCUCUACUCCAGAAGAAAUUGUGGCUGCAGAUAAAGCCGACCUAAUGGAAAAGAUCACUCAGUUGAAAAAUCAAGGGAACACUAUUGCAUCUUUGGAAAGGAAACUGGAGAAUGUUCAAAAAUCUAUAGACAAGCUUGUUUCUGCUUUUAGUUCAGAGGAGACUCCAGAGAACAAGACCCCUCUGCGAAGGAAGAAAAUUCUUCCUUUCUCCUUAAGCAACAGUCCCAACAUGCAACAUAUAAUACGUGCUCCUUGCUCGCCUCUUUCCUCUUCGCGUAAAACUAUUGAACAUGAAAUUGAGAACAGGGCACCGGAAAGCAACAUUGGCGUCACUGGCAGUGAUACUUUUGCUAAGUUAAAUAAAGAUACUCCGCGAAAGCAUGACGAAAGUUGUGAUUCUAUUUUAUCACGGGAAGGAAGCCCAGCCUCCCGACAAUCAAAAUCAGUCAACGUAAAGAAGAUUCAAAAAAUGUUCAAGAAUGCUGCGGAGGAGAACAUUCGGAGCUUCCGAGUAUACGUUACCGAGUUAAAAGAGCUAGUAGCAAAACUGCAUUACCAGAAGCAACUUCUGGUUUGCCAGGUUUUGGAGCUCGAAGCAAACAAAUCACUGAAUGAAGGAUGUGGUACUCCCGAUCGAUCUUCUCCGUUACCAUGGGAUAUACUGUUUGAACAGCAGAGAAAGCAAAUUAUCAUGUUAUGGCAUUUAUGCCACAUUUCUCUAGUGCACCGGACACAGUUUUAUCUUUUGUUAGGCGGGGAUCCUUCUGAUCAGAUAUAUAUGGAAGUUGAACUAAGAAGAUUGACCUGGUUGGAACAGCAUCUAGCAGAGCUUGGAAAUGCUAGUCCUGCACUUCUAGGUGAUGAGCCUGCAAGCUCGGUUUCUGCAAGCAUCAGAGCUCUGAGGCAGGAAAGGGAAUAUCUGGCCAAGAAGGUGAACAAACUUACAGCAGAAGAGAGAGAAGUACUUUAUGCAAAAUGGGAAGUUCCUCCUGUUGGAAAACAAAGGAGGCUGCAACUUGUGAAUAAAUUGUGGACUGACCCUUAUAACAUGCAACAUGUUCAGGAAAGCGCUGAAAUUGUAGCAAAGCUCAUUGAUUUCAGUGUAUCUGAUGAAAACAGCCGGGAGAUGAUUGAACUAAACUUUUCUAGCCCUUUUAAUAAGAAAUCAUGGGCGGGCUGGAACUUUAUAUCAAAUCUUCUAAAUUUUUAAACACUAAUUGUUGUAGCUGUACUUCAUCUAUAGUUUAACUGGAAUAGAUAAAUUUAAUUAUUACUUUUACAUAA